UCCCCUAUUGGCUGGUAAAGUGGUAGUAAUACUGUCUGUAGUAGCACUAGGCCAGAAAUUAUGAACCAAACCAAAGCUCCGUUCGUUUGAAUUUCAGUUUCUCUCGCCGCUGUCGUUUUGGUUCUCCCUUUCUCCGUUCCAUACAAAACCCUAAUUCGUCUUUUGGAUCCCCAAUUUCAGACAAAUUGGGAACACCACAUUGCCACAAUGUCCGAUUCCACUCCCCUCCUUGCAUUCAUCACACUCGCAUUGAUGUGUGGCAUCACAAAUUCGAUGAGGUUCGAGCUUCGAUCGGGUCACACUAAGUGCAUUGCCGAGGAGAUUAAGAGCAACGCUAUGACCGUAGGCAAGUACAGCGUCGUUAAUCCCAAUGAAGGUUAUGCGAUUCCUGAUACCUACAAGCUCGUAGUCAAAGUGAGCUCGCCUAGUGGGAACAGUUAUCACUAUGGGGAUCACGUGGAAUCCGGUAAUUUUGCGUUUUCUGCGGCUGAAUCCGGUGACUACACGACUUGUUUUUGGAUACCUGAUAGCAAGGAAAGCCCAACUGUGACCAUUGAUUUUGAAUGGAGAACUGGAGUUGCUGCCAAGGAAUGGUCCAAGGUUGCAAAGAAAGGACAAGUUGAAGUAAUGGAAUUUGAGUUGAAGAAGUUGUAUGAUACUGUCCAAUCUAUCCACGAUGAGAUGUUUUAUCUACGUGAAAGGGAGGAACAAAUGCAAGAACUUAACAAAGAGACUAGCAGCAAGAUGUUUACCUUCAGUUUCCUUUCAAUUGUGGUUUGCUUGUCUGUGGCUAGUUUUCAACUAUGGCACUUGAAGACAUUCUUUGAGAGGAAGAAGUUCCUCUAAGUCCCCUCCCCUCCCCCCUUUUUCUAUUUUCUACCCAUAUGUAUCCAAAUGUAUGAUUAGUUUAUUUUUGGCUUUUAUAAUUGAUUGAUAUUAAUAUGCUGUUGCUGCCUAUCAUAAAUCAUGUUCAGCAUAUAUAACACCGAAUUGGUAUAUUUUAGAAACAAAUUUGAUAGAAUCUCAAGUUCCCUUGAUUAAUAUAUAAUUUGAACGGUUAUUGUUUU
Arachis stenosperma is the source of this 1067-nucleotide messenger RNA. Its product is annotated as transmembrane emp24 domain-containing protein p24delta7-like. Bases 208 to 846 code for a protein of 212 amino acids. Gene Ontology annotation, cellular component: endoplasmic reticulum; COPII-coated ER to Golgi transport vesicle; Golgi apparatus. The transcript has 4 exons. NCBI's taxonomy places the organism in Eukaryota, Viridiplantae, Streptophyta, Magnoliopsida, Fabales, Fabaceae. Gene Ontology annotation, biological process: endoplasmic reticulum to Golgi vesicle-mediated transport; Golgi organization; intracellular protein transport. The record is from RefSeq and is a predicted model, not a curated record.